Molecule: messenger RNA, 1475 nt
Organism: Oryza sativa Japonica Group (Japanese rice)
Lineage: Eukaryota; Viridiplantae; Streptophyta; Magnoliopsida; Poales; Poaceae
Source: RefSeq, a predicted model, not a curated record
AUGUGCAACGCUGCACAUACAAACAUCACUCAUGGCAUUGUCUCUCCUGCCCAUCACUUGUGGUGAUAGGCUGUCAGGCUGAUGGCUACACUUGAACAUUACCUUCAUCAAUCUUCACCUAUAAAUUCUUGGCCAGCUGAACACACCCACUUCAUUCACAAACAAGAUACUAGCAAUCUAAGCAUCCAAUUUCAGAUCAACCAGACUGCAUCUAGUUUAGCCAAAAAGCUAGCAAAUCAACCAUGAUCAGUGCAAAGAAGCUUGCUCAGUUGGCCAAGAAGUUGCAGAUGAGGAUGGCAUCAGCCGGUGGUAGCCGACAGAAGGCGGUGGUCGCCGCCGAUGAUUGCUGCAGCACGGCGUCUCUAUCCCUCGCCGGCAAGGGCCACUGCGCGGUGUACACCGCCGACGGCGCGCGGUUCGAGGUGCCAUUGCCGUACCUAGGCACGCCGCUCUUCGGCGAGCUCCUGACCAUGUCCCGGGAGGAGUUCGGCUUCGCCGGCGACGACGGCAGGAUCACGUUGCCGUGCGAUGCGUCGGUGAUGGAGUACGUCAUGUGCUUGCUUAGCAGAGAUGCCUCUGAAGAGGUCGAGAGGGCGUUCUUGAGCUCCAUGGCGAGGCCCUGCCGCAAUAUCGGAGUAAUCAGCCACCAAUUUGCUGUUUGUACUUAGCUCAUUAGCUCCUAGCUCCUGAUGUAAACUCAUCCGGAUGAUAAUACAAAAGUAGCACAAUUUUCCUGUCGAAAUUCUUGCUUUCGUGUCUGAACUCUGAACUCAAAAAGUCUGAAAUCUGAAUUCUCAACUCGUCAGAGUCGAACUCCUGUAUUGAUGACCUUCCGAUCAGAAUCGCACGGUACAGAUCGAUUCGAGCGGAGAAGUCUCAAGUCUGGAGUCUUUUUGCAGAUAAGCCACUCGAGUUACCCAGAAUUAUCUUUUCAUCCACGACGGUGAGGGUUAGUGUUUGCUUGCUCUCGCCGCCGCCGCCGGCGGCCGCCGCUGGGACUCCGUUCCCCACAAUGCGGCCACCGACGUGGAGCCCGCCUGACGGCGGCGAUGGGCGCGGCGUCAGCGUACGCGGAAGUGUGCUCGCGGCAUCUCAUCGUGUCGACUCUAGCGCGCACCUCUCCCCAUGUUCUGGUAUUAAAAUGCAGAAUCAGAUGGUGAUAUAUGAUAAGGAGAGAUUAUGCACUGGAAGUGCCCCUUUCCAUUGCUGGUGUUAAAGUGCAGGAUCAGAUGGUGAUAUAUGAUAGAGAGAGAUUUUAUACCUGAAGUGACCAUCAGACAUAUCCAAGAUGUUAGUAUGUUACUACUAUGAGCAUAAUGGAGAACUUCUGCCCAAAAGACUGAAGUUUUAGGACUGUUGCCUACAGGUUAUUUGCUGUAUACACGCAGAAUUUCAUCGUCUUCUGACGAACCAAAGUUGCUUCUUUCCAUUGCUUGUAAGUUGUUACCUCUCAAAGAUGUCAUUUUUUUUUUCAA